Lucilia cuprina (Australian sheep blowfly) is the source of this 1125-nucleotide messenger RNA. It is a transcript of the gene Gasp, whose product is annotated as protein obstructor-E. The record is from RefSeq and is a predicted model, not a curated record. Gene Ontology annotation, molecular function: chitin binding. NCBI's taxonomy places the organism in Eukaryota, Metazoa, Arthropoda, Insecta, Diptera, Calliphoridae. The coding region runs from base 154 to 861 and encodes 235 amino acids. Gene Ontology annotation, cellular component: extracellular region. The transcript has 5 exons.
CCAACCACACACAGUCGGUACAAGUAUUUCGUUGUCGCAAGUAAUUUUCAGGCGAUCUUUAAUACUUUUUUUUAGUUAAUAAUAAAAAACACACGAAUAAUAUUUUAUUUGGAUUAUAAAAAAUAUAAACAUUUUUAUUAAAAAUCACACAAAAUGAAGAAGUUUAUGAUUGUAUUUGUUGCACUUUUUGGAGCCGCUGUUGCCCAGGACUCAUUCAAAUGUCCCGAUGAUUUUGGUUUCUAUCCACAUGAUAUAUCCUGUGAUAAAUACUGGAAAUGUGACAACAAUGUUGCUGAAUUAAAGACCUGCGGUAAUGGUUUGGCUUUCGAUGCUUCUGAUCCAAAAUAUUUAACUGAAAACUGUGACUACUUGCACAAUGUUGAUUGUGGCGAACGUACACAAUUGGAACCUCCAAUUUCCACACCCCACUGCUCUCGUUUGUAUGGUAUUUUCCCCGAUGAGAACAAAUGUGAUGUCUUCUGGAACUGUUGGAACGGUGAACCCUCUAGAUAUCAAUGCUCUCCCGGUUUAGCUUACGAUCGUGAUGCUCGUGUCUGUAUGUGGGCCGAUCAAGUACCCGAAUGUAAAAACGAAGAAGUUGCCAAUGGUUUCUCUUGUCCCGCUGCCGGUGAAUUGGCCAAUGCUGGUUCUUUCUCCAGACAUGCCCACCCUGAAGAUUGCCGUAAAUACUACAUUUGCUUGGAAGGUGUUGCCCGUGAAUAUGGUUGCCCCAUUGGUACUGUAUUCAAGAUUGGUGAUAGUGAUGGUACUGGUAACUGUGAAGAUCCCGAAGAUGUUCCCGGCUGCGAGGAUUACUAUGGUGAUGUAGAUCUAAAAGCUUUAAAAAAAUUGGGCUAUUAAACACGACACCUAUAGUCAUCAACUAACCUAAAGAAAAACAACCAUAUUUUGGAAUUUGUAAAAACGAAACAAGUGUAAGCAGCGUACAGAAAAUUAGUUUAUUAUCAUUUUUUGUAGCUAGAAAGACUGAAAUAAAUAAUUUACAUCAAAAAGAAAACAAAUAGAUAGACAUUUUCAUGUUUAUUUUGGAUUAAACUAAAUUCUGUUUAUACUUAAGAAAAAAAGUCGUUUAUUUUUCAAACCAAAUAAAUAAAUUUCAGAAUA